Pleurotus ostreatus (oyster mushroom) is the source of this 477-nucleotide messenger RNA. RefSeq lists its product as uncharacterized. NCBI's taxonomy places the organism in Eukaryota, Fungi, Basidiomycota, Agaricomycetes, Agaricales, Pleurotaceae. The transcript is spliced from 2 exons. Gene Ontology annotation, biological process: proteasome assembly. The coding region runs from base 1 to 477 and encodes 158 amino acids. The record is from RefSeq and is a predicted model, not a curated record.
AUGAGCAGUACCAGUCGCUCAAAGGAAAUCGAUGGCCAGAACACAGAUGUCCUGCUACAAUAUUACGCCGACAGGAUCCUUGUCGUCGUGACGCAGUUUGGAAAAGUUGGCAGCCUGAUCCAAGCGUCCAUCCCAUCGACCGCGCCGCUGCUGGUUCCCUCAGAUGCACCCGAUGCUGACGAAGAUCAGCUCCCUCAGCCCCCACCCUCCAUCCAGCUCACUCCUUUAAUGGGAUCAGCCCAAUCAGAUCAUAUGCACACCUUGAAUUCCCUCUACGCGUCCCAAAUUGCCACCUUGGUCUGGCUGGCCGAAGAGACUCUUCGCCCGUCUAGGCGUAAUGUCGUAGUCGGUCUUGCACUCCGCAGGACGGACUCUGAGACAAUACCGGCUUUGAUAGAUGUAGAGAAAAGGACGUUCGUUCAAAUCAUGGGCGUAGUCCGUGAGGCGUUGGCCUCUCAAGAGGACUCAUCAGCAUAA